UAGACGAAUUGGGUAUCGUCAAUUCUGAACUGGCAACAUUAAUACCAUACACUUCAACGACUGUCAGAUUACGAGUCUUUCCAAAGUUUGUGUUUGAUCAUGGCGGUGGGUAAAAAUAAAGGCCUAUCGAAAGGCGGCAAGAAGGGUGUUAAGAAGAAGAUUGUUGAUCCCUUCACAAGAAAAGACUGGUAUGAUGUCAAGGCACCGUCCAUGUUCACCAAGAGACAGGUGGGAACCACCCUCGUCAACCGUACCCAGGGUACGAAAAUCGCUUCGGAGGGGCUGAAAGGCAGAGUGUUUGAAGUAUCGCUGGCUGAUCUUCAAGCUGACACUGAUGCUGAAAGGUCUUUCCGCAAGUUCCGGCUUAUCGCUGAGGACGUGCAGGGCCGCAAUGUCCUGUGCAAUUUCCAUGGCAUGGACCUCACCACUGACAAGCUCAGAUGGAUGGUAAAGAAAUGGCAGACCCUAGUCGAGGCCAACAUUGAUGUUAAGACCACGGACGGGUACCUCCUUCGCGUGUUCUGCAUCGGAUUCACCAAUAAGGACACGUUGAGCCAAAGGAAGACCUGCUAUGCCCAGCACACUCAGGUGCGAGCCAUCAGGAAGAAGAUGUGCGAGAUCAUCACCCGUGACGUGACCAACUCUGAGCUGCGCGAGGUGGUCAACAAGCUGAUCCCGGACUCCAUCGCUAAAGACAUUGAGAAGGCCUGCCACGGCAUCUACCCUCUCAGGGAUGUUUGCAUCAGAAAGGUGAAAGUGCUGAAGAGGCCGAGGUUUGAGAUCUCUAAACUGAUGGAGUUGCACGGGGAGGGAGGCGGCGGUAAACGCGGGGAAGUCGGGGACAAGUCGGAGCGUCCCGAGGGGUAUGAACCGCCCGUGCAAGAGAGCGUAUAAGUUUAAUAAAAUGUAAAAGGAA
Molecule: messenger RNA, 916 nt
Organism: Amyelois transitella
Lineage: Eukaryota; Metazoa; Arthropoda; Insecta; Lepidoptera; Pyralidae
Gene: RpS3A
Product: small ribosomal subunit protein eS1
Exons: 7
Coding region: 100-894 (264 amino acids)
Biological process (GO): translation
Cellular component (GO): ribosome; cytosol
Molecular function (GO): structural constituent of ribosome
Source: RefSeq, a predicted model, not a curated record